This is a messenger RNA of Condylostylus longicornis, 1746 nucleotides long. Its product is annotated as tRNA dimethylallyltransferase. The transcript has 9 exons. Gene Ontology annotation, cellular component: mitochondrion. Gene Ontology annotation, biological process: tRNA modification. The record is from RefSeq and is a predicted model, not a curated record. The coding region runs from base 289 to 1620 and encodes 443 amino acids. Gene Ontology annotation, molecular function: tRNA dimethylallyltransferase activity. Lineage: Eukaryota; Metazoa; Arthropoda; Insecta; Diptera; Dolichopodidae.
UUAUCAGUAUGAAUCAAUUUUACCACUGGCAUAAACUUGUUUCCAUAAAAGCAAAAAUGACAAUUAAUCAGCAACAACCUUACACGAGUGUUUUUGUUUAUAUUUCAAUUCUGACGUUUUUCCAUGUGUUUUAGCAAUAACAAUCUUUAGUAGUGAGAUUUUUCGUGAAAUUUUACUCGUUUUGUUUUUAAGUGCCGGUAAAAAUAUGAAAAAAAUAAAAGUGUAAAUUUAAAAUUAAAUUAUUUAAAUAGAAAAAUAUAUAUUUUAAAUAAUAAAUAAUUAUAAACAAUGUCGAAAAUACCUUUAAUUGUGAUAUUAGGUUCAACUGGAACUGGCAAAACUAAAUUAUCAAUUGAAUUAGCAAAACGUUUUGCUUCAGAAAUUAUAAGUGCUGAUUCUAUGCAAGUUUAUGCAAAUUUGGAUAUUGUUACAGCGAAAGCUACCAAAGAAGAACAAAAGGAAGUUCCACAUCAUUUAUUAGAUGUAGCUACGCCAUCGAAUCCAUUUACUGUUGUACGUUUCAGGAAUCAAGCUUUACCAAUUAUAGAUAAUUUGUUGAAACAAUCAAAAUGUCCAAUUAUUGUCGGUGGCACAAAUUAUUAUAUUGAAAGUAUACUAUGGGAUAUUUUAGUGAAUGCUUCAGAAGAUUCAUACAUAGAAAGUACAGUGGAAUCAAAUGAGAAAUGGCUAACUACGACAUCUGAGGAGCUUCACGAAGAAUUAAAAAAGGUAGAUCCAAAAUAUGCACAAAUGAUUCAUCCAAAUAAUAAAAGAAAAAUUGUUCGGGCUCUUGAUGUUUUCAAACGAACUGGUAUACCCCUUAGCGAAAUUCUUAAAGAUCAGAGGAAUAAACCAGGCGGAAAUCGAUUGGGUGGGCCACUUAGAUACCCACAUACAAUAUUAUUUUGGUUGCGAUGUAAUCAGGAUGUAUUAAAUGACAGAUUGAACAAAAGGGUUGAUUCUAUGCUGAAACAGGGUUUGCUUAAGGAAAUAAGGAAUUUCUAUAAUAUUCAUUUUAUGGAAACAAAGGACGACAGUUAUACAAAAGGAAUUCUUCAAAGUAUUGGAUUUAAGGAGUUUAUACCAUAUUUGAAACAAUUCGAUUCUAAUCAUGAUGAAAUUAUUGGAAAAUAUUUAAAAGAAAACAAUUUUCAAAUAAAAGAAGACUGCGACCAAAAUAAACCAGAAGGUAUGACAAUAUUAUUAAAUUGCCUUGAGGAAUUAAAAUUGGUGACACAAAGAUAUUCAAAAAAACAAAUCAAAUGGAUUAAAAAUCGAUUUUUAGCUAGUAAAGACAGACAAGUACCACCAAUAUAUAAACUAGAUACAUCGGAUGUUAAUCAAUGGGAAAACGAAGUUCAAAAGAAAGCUAUUCAUGUUAUUGAAACAUUUAUUGAAGGAAAAUCAUGUACUAUACAACCAUUAAAACAUAUAAAGCAUCCGGGAAGUGGAUUAAAUGAAGAAGUUACAAAUUAUUGUGAAGUUUGUAAAAGACAUUUUAUUGGAGAAUUUCAGUGGGGUGUACAUCUAAAAUCAAAUAAACAUAAAAAACGAAAGGAUAGUAAUAAUAAAAAACUUAAAAUGCUGCAAAAUGAAGAAAUUUCCAAAUUGAAAAAAUAGUUUUAAAAAUAACAAAUUUCUAUUUCAAUUUAUGUUUAAUACUUUAUUGUCAUUUUCUUUUGUUAUUAUUUUUUUUUCCUGAUUUUUAUUUUGUUACAUUUAAAAGUAUGAAUAACGUUCAUAAUA